Messenger RNA from Paramecium tetraurelia, 1112 nucleotides. RefSeq lists its product as uncharacterized. Gene Ontology annotation, biological process: cell adhesion. The transcript is spliced from 3 exons. The record is from RefSeq and is a predicted model, not a curated record. Lineage: Eukaryota; Ciliophora; Oligohymenophorea; Peniculida; Parameciidae. Gene Ontology annotation, molecular function: carbohydrate binding.
AUGAAUUGGUUAAUCAUUCUAGGUUUGAUUUAUUUGUGUUAGGCUGAGCAUUUUCUAUACGAAUCAGAGACAGGAGUUUCAAUUCAAAAUAUCAUUAAUAAAGAUGUAGAUAUAAAUAUCAAAUUCAAAAAACAAUUCUCAAGAACUCCGAAGAUUGCUUAUUCGAUUAGUUUAUUGGAUAUGAGUGGUUCUUCAUUCAUGAGUGAAAUUUUGAAUGUUAAUUAAUAAGGUUUCACCAUAAGAGUUAAAGGAGAUCAUAUUGAUUAAAUCUCAUAUAAUUGGAUGGCCACUGAUAAUCCUUUAGUUCACAUUGAAUAUGUUAAGUCAUAAGAAUCAGAAAUCUAAUUGCCUCUAUUCAAUUAUGAUAGUGAUACAACUCCUCUAGUUAAUUCGUAUUUGGUUGGAGCCACCUUUUAAGACAAGAAAUAAUUCAAUCAGGAAAUAGUCGAAUUAAAUAAAGACAUUGUAAAAAUUGCAGCAAGUGGUGCCAAAGAAUUCAAGCUUUGUCUUCUUAUAUCCAACUUCGAGAACAGUUUCAAGACUGAUGAUUUGGGAAUCAUUGUAGAUUCUGAUGAUCACACAUGGUUUUCAACUUCUAAAGACGCAUAAAAGAUAUUGGUCUCUUCAUAUGAAAUCCCAAAUGACAUUGUAGAUUUUGUGUAAUUGAUGGGUAUUUCAGGAUUUACAUCCUUAAGCGAUCACAUUAGAAUAGAAGUAAAUGAAGAAUAGGAGAAUGAUGACAAUCAAAUCAAAGUUGAAUUUGGAACUUGGGACGAAUCAACCAUUAAAUCACUUAGCUUUUAUGGAUUUUAUAUUGGUAAUCAAGAAGUUAAAUAUUAUGAUUAAAAUUGUGCUUAUUUAUAUAGUGAUUGUGAUUAUCAAGGAUAAGAGGUCAAGAUUUGUGAUAAUAAAGCUAAGUUAGAUUACAAUGGAUAAAUUAAAAGUAUCAAAUUACCCAAAGAUGCUGUGUUCACUCUAUAUGGAAAGGAAGAGUUCGAGGGUAAAAGAUUUAGAAUUGAAUCCAGUAAAUCUUGUAUGGAUGCAUUGUAUCUUGGAAAAUGAGGAUUUACAUAUAAUGCAAAAAUUAAUCAGGAUACCAAUAUUAUUUUCAG